Molecule: messenger RNA, 2378 nt
Organism: Phodopus roborovskii (desert hamster)
Lineage: Eukaryota; Metazoa; Chordata; Mammalia; Rodentia; Cricetidae
Gene: Qtrt1
Product: queuine tRNA-ribosyltransferase catalytic subunit 1
Exons: 10
Coding region: 1-1260 (419 amino acids)
Cellular component (GO): cytosol
Molecular function (GO): tRNA-guanosine(34) queuine transglycosylase activity
Source: RefSeq, a predicted model, not a curated record
AUGGCGCUGCCCACUAUGGUUUCAACCCACGUGGUUCCGGGACCGAAAAUGGCGGUGGCAGGCACCCCGGCUUCGCUGGAGUCCGCUCCACGAAUCAUGCGGCUGGUGGCUGAGUGCAGUCGUUCCAGAGCCCGGGCGGGCGAGCUGCGGCUGCCGCAUGGAACUGUGGCCACCCCUGUGUUCAUGCCUGUGGGAACACAGGCCACCAUGAAGGGGAUUACGGCGGAGCAGCUGGACAGCCUGGGUUGCCGCAUCUGCUUGGGCAACACCUACCACCUGGGGCUGAGGCCGGGCCCGGAGCUGAUCCAGAAAGCCCGGGGUCUUCAUGGCUUCAUGAAUUGGCCCCACAAUCUUCUCACGGAUAGCGGCGGUUUCCAGAUGGUGUCCCUGUUCUCCCUGUCCGAAGUGACUGAGGAGGGUGUUCGCUUCCGCUCGCCCUACGAUGGCGAAGAGACACUUUUGAGCCCAGAGAGGUCUGUGCAGAUCCAGAACGCCUUGGGCUCUGACAUCAUCAUGCAGUUGGAUGACGUGGUGAGCAGCACAGUGACAGGCCCUCGAGUGGAGGAGGCCAUGCACAGGUCAGUCCGUUGGCUAGACAGGUGCAUCGCAGCCCAUCAGCAUCAGGGCAAGCAGAACCUCUUUGCCAUCAUCCAGGGUGGACUGAAUGCUGAUCUUCGGACCACUUGCUUGAAAGAGAUGACCAAGAGGGAUGUGCCAGGCUUUGCCAUCGGAGGUCUGAGUGGGGGAGAGAGCAAGGAACAGUUCUGGAAGAUGGUGGCGUUAAGCACCUCCAUGCUGCCUAAGGACAAGCCAAGAUACCUGAUGGGAGUUGGCUAUGCCACCGACUUGGUAGUCUGCGUGGCUCUUGGAUGUGACAUGUUCGACUGUGUAUACCCCACACGGACAGCGCGCUUUGGCUCUGCUCUUGUGCCCACUGGGACCCUGCAGUUGAAGAAGAAGCAGUAUGCCAAGGACUUCAGUCCCAUAAACUCCGAGUGUCCCUGUCCUACCUGCCGAAAGCACAGUCGUGCCUUCCUGCAUGCCCUACUGCACAGCGGCAACACUUCAGCCCUGCACCAUCUCACUGUGCACAACAUUGCCUAUCAGCUGCAGCUCCUGAGCGCCCUUCGAAGCAGCAUCUUGGAGCAGCGCUUUCCUGACUUUGUGCGAAACUUCAUGCGCACCAUGUAUGGGGACCACAGCUUCUGUCCUGCGUGGGCCGUUGAAGCACUGGCCUCCGUGGGAAUCACUCUCACAUGACCUGGUUGCCUGGGAGGGAUGUUGGGCUAUGGGGGAUACUGAAGGAUUUUUCUUUUAAAAAGAUUUUGUUACUUAAUGAUUUUUGUUUUCAUCUGAGAUCUGGUGUCUGUCUUUUCCCUGGCCCCAAGCUUCACUGUAGUUGGAUGUCUUGCUUCUCAGUAGAAGUAACACAGGGAGUGAAGGUAGGUCUACUGAUUGGGUAUAUGUGGAGAGGCUCAGUGUGAUCCCAUGACAGAAAGAAAGGCAGAGCCAGGAAAGGUCAGGGAGGUGGCACUGGGGACUAGAGUUUGAGUCUGAUGGCUCUUAGCUGUGAUCCUAACUCUAAAAAGGCAGGAGUUGGAUAAUAGCUGCAAGUUCAAGGCUAAUUUGGUUUUCAUAGCCAGUCAGGGGUACCAUGUGGGAUAUUUUUUUUAACAAAACAAAACAAAACUGUAACCAUAGCAUCCUUGGGGUAACCAGGAACCACCUUGUUGAAUACAGUAAAAAAUGGGGGCUUUUUGGGUUUUGAGAUAAGGUUUCCCUGGGCUAUCCUGGAACUCACUCUGUAGACCAGGCUGGCCUCAAACUCACAGAGAUCCACCUGCCUCUGUCUCCUGAGUGCUGGGAUUAAAGGUGUGUGCCACCACUGCCCAGCUACCAUUUUAUUUUUACUUGUUACUUUGGUUAGGUUUUUUUGAGAGAGGAUCUCAGGUAGCUCAGGCUGGUCUCAAGCUUGUUACAUUUUUGAGGAUGACCUUGAAUCUUUGUCAUCAUCCUGCCUCUAUUUCUGCGGUCCUGGGGCUGGCUACAGGUAUGCACUGUCGUAUCUAGUUCAUGUGGUGCUGGGGAUAAAAUCCAAGGCAUCCUGGACAAGCACUGUGCCCACUGAGUCACAUCUCCAAGCCUAUACAUUUUUUAAAUGGUUUCCAUAAAAUACUAUUCAACCAACUCCUUUUGUGAACAGUGAGUGUUUCCAGGCUCUUGUAGUCCUGAUCAAGCCUUCGACACCAAGCCCCAACUGUACCCAUGUGUCUGGGACCUGGGAUUGAGUCAUGUCAACAAUAACUUGUCAAUUGAUGCUACCUUGUUCCUGAAAGUGUUUCCCAUUGGCAAAUAAAGCAAAAGAGAGUGGACUUUAA